This is a messenger RNA of Peronospora matthiolae, 291 nucleotides long. Lineage: Eukaryota; Oomycota; Peronosporomycetes; Peronosporales; Peronosporaceae. The record is from the annotation of a GenBank genome assembly.
AUGGAUGUGAAUUCGAUCGAUCCGUCGUUGGCACUUGGGUUCUUGUGCGAGAACCGCGCUGAUUACGAAGACUUUGAGCGUCGUGUUCGCAUUCUUCAUGACGAAGUAAAGGCCAGUGGUGACAUGUGCCCGUUUUCAGUUGCCAAUUGUAGACCUGAUUACACGGGAAGUGGUGGUGAUCUCUUGAUACCGGAUUGUCUUUCUGGUGACGACAUGAACGAAGACGAGCUUGCGAGUGCCAAUGGCGUCGUUUCAGGAGAAGACGAUGAUGAUGAAUACGUGCUUUUAUAA